GCAGCCUGAAGCAGAAAGUCAACAACUUUUCUAAGCUUCGGAAAAUCUGCGCCGUCCGCUCAGUGCUUUGCAGCGCUUCAGUCCUCCGCCACUAAAAGCACACACUGCUCACUUCAUCUGCCCGCUUUGCUUUAACAUGCAUCACAGCCAUGUCGCUCCUCUGCUGCUGUCUCUGCUGUGCAUCGGACUGACUGACCAGUCUGAGCCGGACACAGAUGAGGUGGUUCCCAGGUUGCUGUCCGGCCGGGAGGCGCACCUGUCCCCCGGUGUCCAUACGCUGCGGCGCCGCGGUCAGCGCUCCCUGGACACUACGGAGGGAGGACACCCUGACCCGGGUAACAUUAUCCUGUCACUGCCUGCUUUCGGAAGGAGCCUGUAUUUAAAUCUGACCCGGGACAGCACGUUUCUGUCUAGGGACUUCGUGGUGGAGGAGAGACGCGGGGACCGGAGCGCAGCGGUGAGCCGGUUGUACCGGGAGCAGCUCUGCUUCUACUCCGGCUCCAUCAUCAACUACACCGACUCUCUGGCAUCACUGAGCACAUGUGGCGGCCUGACUGGGCUCAUCCAGAUCAGGGAGGACAGCCUGUUCAUUCAGCCGAUGGGUGAAAAUGACCCCUCACAGUCAUUCUCAGGACUUAAACACAGACUGCUGCGACACAGACGCUCCGCUAAGACCAGCUCUACUGCAGACGCUGAGCAGCCUCACUACUGUGGCACUGUACAAGGGAAGAAGAAGGAGAAGAUGGUAAAAGUGGGUGAGGAGGGUCGCGGGAAGAGGAACUCCAUUCGCCUGCAUGAAGCGUACACUGUGGAGACAGUGGUAGUGGCAGACUCCAACAUGGUGCAGUACCAUGGCGCCGAGGCGGCACAGAGGUUCUUACUGACAGUCAUGAACAUGGUCUACAACAUGUUCCAUCACCGCAGUCUGGGAGUUAGGAUCAACAUCCGCGUCACCAAGCUGGUGUUGCUUCACAGCCGUCCAGCGAAGCUAAAAGUGGGCCAUCAUGGAGAGAGAUCUCUGGAGAGCUUUUGUCACUGGCAGUAUCAAGAGUUUGGGGCGCGGCACCUCGGCACCAACCACAUUCCUGGUGGAAGGGACGACAUCCCACCAGUGGACACCGCUGUGCUGGUCACCAGGACAGAUUUCUGCGUCCAUAAGGACGAACCCUGUGAUACUGUGGGUAUUGCUUAUCUGGGUGGUGUAUGCAGCGCCAAGAGGAAGUGUGUGUUAGCAGAGGACAAUGGAUUAAACUUGGCCUUCACCAUUGCUCACGAGCUCGGACACAACAUGGGAAUGAGCCACGAUGACGACCAUGCUACCUGCACUGGUUACUCCCACAUCAUGUCUGGUGAAUGGGUGAAAGGAAGAAACCCCAGUGACCUAUCCUGGUCCUCCUGCAGUGGUGAUGACUUGGAGAACUUUCUGAGGUCCAAAGCCAGCGCCUGCCUACUGCACACAGACCCCAGGAGGCGUUACCAGGUCCGGCUCCCUCCCAAGCUGCCAGGCAUGCACUACAGUGUGGACGAACAGUGCCAGAUCCUAUUUGGGACCAAUGCCACUUUCUGUAAUGACAUGGAGCACCUGAUGUGUGCCGGCCUGUGGUGUUUAGUAGAAGGAGAUACAUCAUGCAAGACCAAACUGGAUCCUCCUCUGGAUGGAACUGAGUGUGGAGCAGACAAGUGGUGCAGGGCGGGUGAGUGUGUCAGUAAGACUCCCAUCCCUGAGCAUGUGGACGGUGACUGGAGUCCAUGGAGCCAGUGGAGCAUGUGCAGUAGGACCUGCGGAACUGGAGUCCAGUUCAGACAGAGGAAAUGCGACAACCCUCCGCCUGGUCCUGGAGGUCGACACUGUCAGAAAGCCAAUGUUGAACACAAGGCCUGUGAAAAUCCUCCCUGUCCUAAGGGGGCACCCAGCUUCCGAGACCUGCAGUGUUUGUCAUAUGACCGACAUGCCAGCAAGAAGAAGGGCAACAUGCUGACUGCUAUUAUUAAUGAUGAGAAGCCAUGUGUGUUGUUCUGCAGCCCGGUGGGUAGAGAUGUUCCUGUCCUGAUGGCUGACAGAGUGAUGGAUGGGACGCCCUGUGGACCAUACGAGGCCGACCUGUGUGUUAACGGAAGGUGUCAGAAAAUUGGCUGUGAUGGCAUCAUCGGCUCCUCAGCCAAAGAGGACCGCUGUGGGGUUUGUAAUGGAGACGCACGCUCCUGUAAGAUAGUACGAGGAGACUUCAACCACACCAAAGGAAUGGGCUACAUCGAAGCUGUGGUUAUCCCUGCAGGAGCCAGGAGGAUCAAAGUGGUUGAGGACAAACCCUCACAUAGCUUUCUGGCUCUGAAAGACUCCAGGAAAAGGUCUAUCAACAGUGACUGGAAGAUUGAGCUUCCAGGAGAUUUUGAACUGGCUGGGACCACAGUGCGCUAUGUCAGAAGAGGACUGUGGGAGAAGAUGUCUGCCAAGGGACCCACUAACACCCCUUUACACCUGAUGGUGCUGCUCUUUCAUGAUCAGAGCUAUGGGAUCCACUAUGAGUACACAGUGUCUCUGAACACAACGGAGGACAGCAGCGAGGAGCACAGGGAGCCAGAGUACCUCUACAUCUGGACACACAGCAGCUGGCAGGACUGUACUGUGCAAUGUGGAGGAGGUGAGAGGAAGACCGUGGUUUCCUGCAUGAGGAUAGCUAAUAAGACCAUGGAAGUGGUCAAUGAUAGCUACUGUCAACCUGAGAACCGACCACACCCUCAAGUACGACUCUGCAACUCUCACCCCUGCCAGUACAGGUGGGUGACAGGAGAGUGGGGAGCCUGCUCUGUCACAUGUGGUAAAGGUCUUCAGCAGAGGGAGGUAGUUUGUGUUUACCACCUCCAGAAUGGCUCACUGAUCCACACCAGGGACCUCUACUGCCAGGGAGGAAAACCUCCUGUUCUUCAGGGCUGUGAGGGCCGCCUCUGCCUUACUGUGUGGGAGGCUUCGGAGUGGUCCAAGUGUUCAUCAGACUGUGGCCAAGGUGUACGCAAACGGACAGUGACAUGUACAAACCCUCAGGGUCUCUGUGACCCCCUGUCCCAACCCACUCAAGAGGAGCACUGUGAGGACUACUCCAGAUGUAACGAAUGGAAGACUGGAGACUGGUCCAAGUGCUCAUCAUCCUGUGGGAAGGGACUGCAAUCGCGAGUGGUCCAGUGUAUGCACAAAGUGACUGGUCGUCAUGGUAACGACUGUCCGGUGUCGCUGAGACCACCUACAUACCGACCCUGUCACCAGGGUACUUGCAAUGAGAAAAUCAAUGUGAACACCAUCACCUCUCCCAGGCUAGCUUCUCUGACCUACAAAUGCAUGGGGGACCAGUGGACGGUGUACUGUCGUGUGAUCCGAGAGAAGAACCUCUGUCAGGACAUGAGGUGGUACCAGCGCUGCUGUGAAACCUGUAGGGACUUUUAUGCCAAGAGAAUACUGCACAAGAGCUAAUGACCAAAUGCACCUACUUUUCCUCCAUGUAAUGCUCCUUUUUGUAAAUGUUUUUAAUAUUGUUCAAUGUUAAGACAAAUAAUGGUGAGAAAACAAUUUCUAUUAUGGAUGAACUGUUUGCAUUAGAGAAGAAAAUGGCAAGUACAUGUACAUGUUGAAUGGGCUCAUAAGCUUCUACAUAAGAUGAAGACUUGAAAAUGUCCUAUAUUUCUUUUGCUGCACACCAAACAAAGAAUUGCCUUUAAAAUUCCAAUCCAGAUGGCUUGAAAAUAAGGGCUUGAUUUUGAAGUAGACUUUUUCUGUUAGCUAUCUGUCAGAUAACAUGGGAUUGUGAGUUAGCCAGAGCUUUCCCCUCUCUUAUAUUUCUUAAUUAUGCUCUCUAUUGUAUCUUCCACUCUGUUGUACUGUAUUUUAGCUAAAUGUUGCAAAAAAAAAGUAACUAGGUUUUUAUAUAAGUAAAUUUCUGAUACUUAAGUAUUAAUUAAGUAUACUGUAAUGGGUAAGUAUUGAUUGGGAGCCAUGGUAAAAUGCUGUUGCAUUACAGUGAAUGGACCUAGCUAAUGACAGGAGACCCACUGAUCCACAGGUCUGUUUGGUAGCCGUGGAUAACUCAUGUAGCAAAAUAUUGCGUAAGCAUAAACAUACACUAAUGGUGCCUGGUUGUAGGCUUGGGUGGUAAUUUUUUGUUUUACACUUUCAUACCUUCCUGAAAUUUCCCCCAUUUCCUUUAUUAAACAGAUAAAUAUUACCACAGUCACUCUUUCACAGAACUAUGACUAAUGAUAGUUUAAUUGCCUUGUUACUUUUCUUUAAAACACACUUCAAUCAAACUCGACAGAAACAAUAUGAAACUCACCAAAACCGUCUUAGUUUAAGUCUUGUUAUUUGUUUAGUCAGUGAGUCCACUGCUCCAAUCCCCAACUCUGGUUUGGUGGAAAUAAACCUUCAGCAAGUUAGAUCUGAAAAUAUAAUGUUUUCCCCUGGAGUCUCUCUCUGUUAGCUAGCCAGUUGUUUACAGUCCUGUCAUGUUAUCCCCAAUGCCAGUGGUCAGCAUGUUUUCCAGUUCAGCUGCCUGGUCCACCAGUAGAGACUGCCCUCUAGUGGCAUGUCAUGUGCACUACAUACAAUACAUCCUCAAUACAGCCUCUCCUUAUGAGUUUGAUAGAAAGAUGAGUUUCUGUAUUUUUGACUGUUUUGAAAAUCAUCAGGAUCUAUACCCAGAUAUACUGUAAAACCAUAAUACCGCCCAAGCCUACAUGGUUGUUUUGUUUUUAUCAGAUGCAGUCCAAUUGUUUUUACUGUCUAUUCUAAGAUAUGAGUAAAUUCACCACUAAGAUAAACUGUGCAAAAUCUUGUUUUGCAGUUUUAGUUGUUAGUCCUGUGAGUGAGGAUCAGUAUGAACAGAAAACCACACAGCAUGAGCAGUAAGAACUAAAACCUUUACUAGCUAUUUCAGUGCUUGUUGUUAUCCUUACCAUAGACAUGGUAAAGCUUAAUUUAAUCUGGCAAUUGCUGUGCCCCCUCAAGCCACGAAGAAGUGCAUUGUCACUGAGGCCUCAAGGGGUGGCUGUUGUGAUCCUGUUAGUUAGCCAGACCAACCACAGCAGUUAGACAUUCUGACUUCAUUUGAAGCAUAGGCCUUUCGCCUGUAGACAUGAGCCCCUAGUCAGUGCACAUUGACUUGAAUUAAGUUCAUAUCAAAAUUCAGUUAUCUCAUUAAAACCUUUUCAUUCCUGGAUUUUUACACAAGAUAUUUUUUGCUCCCUUUACAUUUCACCAUCAUGCCUCACUACUUGUUAAUCUAGGUCCAGAGUGUGGUUAAUGGAGCUGAAGUUGUUUGGUAGCUGACAAGAACAACAGAGGAGAAAGAACUUUUGCACUUUAGUCAUAACAAUAACAGUUAAGCAAGCUAAUAACUAUCCAUUUUCUAAUUCAUAAAAAAACAUAUUUGAUCAACACAGUGAUCCUAACAAUAAAUCUAUGUAAAAACCACCAGGGCUGUACCCAUUUCAGAAUUAUGCCAGUCAAAUUGGAUUUGGCUGUUGAAUAUGAUAUUCAACAAUUUGUUUUAUUUUCCAAGGUUUAAAGUUUAAAACGUGCUCUGUGGGACGUUCAGUGCGACAGCGGCAUUCAUGUCAGAUAGUAAACAAGUUAACGGCGCUAACAACAGGCAGUAAAUGUGCAACAUUUUUUGCAGACAUUAGAUAUCAAAAAAAGCCAGAGACUGUCAGAUUAAGUUUUUGUGAGCUAUAAAUUUACCGCUUCUAAGCAGGUUUCUCCUCUCUCCUCCUCUGUGGCGCUGCCUGCAUGUCUGCAUCUCCUUGUAUCAAAGGGUAGUGUGAAAGUCAA
Messenger RNA from Plectropomus leopardus (leopard coralgrouper), 5815 nucleotides. RefSeq names its product ADAM metallopeptidase with thrombospondin type 1 motif, 17 (gene adamts17). The record is from RefSeq and is a predicted model, not a curated record. Gene Ontology annotation, molecular function: metalloendopeptidase activity. Gene Ontology annotation, biological process: proteolysis; extracellular matrix organization. Lineage: Eukaryota; Metazoa; Chordata; Actinopteri; Perciformes; Serranidae. Gene Ontology annotation, cellular component: extracellular matrix.